GUACAACCGCACCUUGCGAAACAUUUGAUGGAAUGGUCGAUGCUUCGUACAUCAAACAGAGAGAUGUUCUCAUAAAUAACCAGCGAGUUACUGAAGAUGAAAUAAAUGGACUAAGACCAGAUAAUCAAGAAUCAUAUACGGCUGAGUCGGGAGAGAACACCGUCGAUAUAACUAUUGAUAUUCCUGGUGAAGCAUCCGAGAUGGGAAACGUGACCAUCAAAGACUCUUCUUUGGUUGAAUAUUUUGAAGUGUUCUACAAAGGACCUAAUGAUGAUAAUUUCAAACCAUUUAAUCCUGAUGAAUCAAAUCCAACUGAGCCAAAG
Molecule: messenger RNA, 323 nt
Organism: Owenia fusiformis
Lineage: Eukaryota; Metazoa; Annelida; Polychaeta; Sabellida; Oweniidae
Source: the annotation of a GenBank genome assembly